AGCACCUAAAUGGGACCACAGAGGACAUGAGCGCACAGCUUUUAGACUUUGCAGUCCUGGUCUGUCAAUUACUCAAUACAAUUAGAUGCCGUAAAUGUGUCAUAAAUUGGGAUAAUGAUGGAAAAAACAGAUGCAUAUGAUCCGUACAGGCGACCAGCACGGAGAACACAAUGGAUAGUAAGCACUUUGGCGUACCACUAUGGUUUGGAUCGUGGAGUGGAGAAUGAAAUUAUUGUCCUGGCUACAGGGCUAGAUCAAUAUUUACAAGAGAUUUUUCAUCAUAUGGAUUGUCAGGGGGAUGGCAAAAUUCCUGUCGAGGAUUUUAAUGUGUUGUGUGAGAUUUUGGGACUAAGUAAAGAGACAGACUUGGAAGAGUGCGUUGGAUUAUUGGAUAAUCUUCCUAAAGAGUUGACUUUUAGACAGUUUCAUGCCAAACUCUGUGGAUAUUUCAGUACUAAAGCUGGCUGCCAGUACGAGAACGGACGUUUGUUGGUCGGUAAGGAGAGUGAACACAUCGAGACGCAAAUCCGUCUCCGGAGUCCCUUGCGGCGGAGAGAGAGGUCGCUCUCCACGAGCAUCAGUGGGAGAGGGAGCAGAGGUUCGUCGCCCGCUUUGAACCGCCGCCCCUCAGUGUGCAAGCAGGGCUCUUGUACUAAGGAAUGCUAUGAAGAAAUUGUGGCACUGGAAGAAGCAGAGGACAAGAUAGCUAAACUUGAGGAAGAAAACGCAAGUUUGAGAGAGUUAGUUGAGGAUAUGCGCGCUGCUCUGCAGAGCAGUGAUGCUCGAUCAUUGGCUCUACAGGUUGGUCUGUGGAAGAGCCACGCCAAACACAGGCCCGAGUCAGGCUGUUUCAUCGCCCACCAGAAGCUGGUCGCCCAGAAGAGCGCCAGCAGCACCAACCCCUCUCCAAAAAGCCUUCAGAGCUUCCUGCGCGAGAUGGACAUGAUCCGGAACUCGCGAGACGCGCAGGUUGAGGAGGCCAUGCUCUUCAACCAGAAGCUGGAGCAGGAGCUGUCACGCUCCCGGGACGCCGUCGCCCUGCUGGAGGACUGCAACCGGAAGCUGAAGAGGGAGCAGCUGGAGAUGAGGAAGAAGGUGGAGGAGGCCCGGCAGGCGGUCAUCACCGGCCUGGGAAAGGUCAAGGACCUGGAGGCCAAGGCCAGGCACGUGCCUGUGCUGCAGCAACACAUCCAGCAGCUGGAGAUGGAGCUGCUUUACUACAGGUCAGAGGUGUCCAAAGUGACUGUGCCUUUCAGCAGUGCUAUGGACCAGCAGUACCGGGAGGACAGGAGGUGCUGUCUGGACUCCCGACAGACACGCCACUCCCCCACGGGCCACGCAGAAACAUCUCCUGACAACAUGGAGGAGCAGCUUUUCCGCUCUGUGGAGGGACAGGCCGCGUCGGACGAGGAGGAGGACAGGUGGACGGGGGAGCAGCAGAAGCAGGUGGACGAGGUGAAGAGGAUCCUCACCAGGCUGUCCUGCUGCGGGGACAGGUGUGAUGAGAAAGCUGUGAAGCGGCUGCUGUCUCACUUUGAGGGCUCGCGCAGUGAGGAGAGCCAGAGCGCUGUGCUGGAGCUGCUGGAGAGGGUCACCCGCCUCAACAAGCAGCUGGAGCUCCGCGAGAGCCAAGCCAGGAGGAGUGACCUGGACAUGGACCAGGUGAAGGACGCGCUGGUGCAGGAGCUGCAGCAGAAGGCGGAGGAGACGGAGCUUCUGCACAUGGAGCUGCAGAUGCUGGAGACGGAGAGGGUGCGGCUGUCACUGGUGGAGGACAAGCUGGUGGAUGUGCUGCGGCUACUGCAGCAGCUGCGUGACCUGAAUGUCUCCAGGAGGUCUCUGGGAAAGAUUCUUCUGAGCACGUUGGAGUCUUGCAGCGACCCUCAACACGGGAAGGCUCACAUCCUGGAGGUACUUAAUGCCCUAUAUCAUGAAUUGGCGGCAUGUGAGAUUCUAUCCAGCAGCGUGGCUCUGGAGCGGACUCAGAGUCACCAGUCGCUCACAAACGCUCUCCUCAUCUCCUGCUGAUCAGCACUGCCACCUAGUGGAGGAGGGUAUGGACUACAGGCUCUGAAAUACCUUGGUCUGCUUUGCCCCCAGACACAAUUUGCCAGUCAGCUUAAACGUGGUGGAAAACUAAGACAUGUUUGUCUGUGAAACAGAAAUAAUGUUUUUUAUUAUCCGCGAAACGAUAAUGCAAUGGCAUUCAUUUAAGGGCAUUUCAGAUAUUGAGGGGAAAUUUCCCUCUGUGUGUAAAUUGUGUUUGACAAGAGAUGCUUUCAUAGGUGACAAUAUACUAUUUCACACCUCAAACCUGGACAACUGUCAUAUUUGUGAUAGUUUCACUUUCAAACAAAAAAAAUCACUAACAAAUUUUCAAUAAAAGAUACCUGUGGACAAUGAUGCCUGGUCGCACCUUGUAAAUAAGACUAUCGGGCAUCAUUACUUAUGUCAUGGUACAUAUUUUUCUAUUUGUUUCAUAUACCAUUUGGUAUUUGUUGUUGGUAAUGUGAUUACUGGGGAAAUUAAAAACAGAUUGCAUUGAAAGUACAGGGAAAGACAAUAAGCAUUCAACAUUAGCAAUUUUGUGAAGACGUUGCCGCUGUGAAUUUUUUUUUCCAUACAUGCAUGCACCUUUCACAUUGAAUAUAUGUAUUAUUUGAUAUUAAGAUUUAAUUUGAUACCAUUAUUUUAGUAAGAUUUUUUUUAAAAGAAUAUACUGGUGAUGUUAUUCAAUGUAUAUAUUAUAAACAGUUUGAGUUGGUUUUGGAGGAUGUCUUUGUUACUCAAAACAUAAAGACAGAGCAUUCAGUCAAGAGACGUGUGUGGUUUUGGUUCAUUAGUAUCCAUAGAGCAUGAGUUUUCAGACUGAAUAUGGGCUGGGUGUAGAAAUCCUAUUGUUGCCUACAAAAGGACUCAUUUAUUUGGGCAAAAAUGAUUAAGACUGCAUGAUAUGUAUAAUGCCAUUAUGAGACAUAACUUGAGGCGUUUUUGAUGUUUUAAUUUUAUAUAUUUGUUUGUUUCUUUGUAUUUGUUUGUCCUUUUGUUUGUUUGUUUUCAUUGUGAAAUAUCUCCAUUCCUCUUGUACUGCGACUGCGUCCACAUUGACAUGUUUACAACUGUGUAAUCCAUUGGUUAGAUCUGACUAUAUUGCCAGGUGAUUUCUAGGCACUUGAGGUAGCUAUUUUAUUAAGCAAGCUUAAGAAUACAGUAUUUCUUAAAUGUAAGCUACAAUUUACUGAGGCUCUUUAACAAGGUUCUUUGGCAGAAAAUACAUGCUAAGUAUUGGUGUCAGGGAAACAGCCAACUAAAACCAAUAACUAAUGAUGUGUGUGAACUCUGUAGCGCUUUUUCACAAAAAUAUUUGUAUUGGCGUUCUGACACAGACUCUCAAAAGCACUCAUUUAUUUGUUACAGGCCUGUAAUGUACACAAUGCUAAAUCGACCUGUCAUUUCAGUUGUCUUUUUGUUUUAUUGUUAGCCUAGGCUACUGUACAAGUAGGCUACAUGUUGAAAAAUAUGUUCAAUAUUCAUAACCAAUGAAAAGAUCAUGUGAUAUAAUGUUGAGAAGAUAACACAAAAAAUAUAUUUAAUAUGUCAUAGCUUGAGAAGUGAUUCCAGUUUUUUAUGAAAAUUAUGUUUAAUUUGACUUUGAUUAAAGGGUCAAGUGUAGCAACUUUGUAUUUUCACAUGUAGUCAUUCUUUGGAAUGUUUUCUCAAGGGAUGAAAGUAAAGAAUUACUGCUCUACUUUU
Messenger RNA from Alosa sapidissima (American shad), 3753 nucleotides. RefSeq names its product EF-hand and coiled-coil domain containing 1 (gene efcc1). Bases 115 to 2028 code for a protein of 637 amino acids. The transcript has 8 exons. Gene Ontology annotation, molecular function: calcium ion binding. The record is from RefSeq and is a predicted model, not a curated record. Lineage: Eukaryota; Metazoa; Chordata; Actinopteri; Clupeiformes; Clupeidae.